Molecule: messenger RNA, 5447 nt
Organism: Homarus americanus (American lobster)
Lineage: Eukaryota; Metazoa; Arthropoda; Malacostraca; Decapoda; Nephropidae
Product: low-density lipoprotein receptor-related protein 2-like
Exons: 27
Coding region: 130-4158 (1342 amino acids)
Cellular component (GO): plasma membrane
Molecular function (GO): protein binding
Source: RefSeq, a predicted model, not a curated record
CGAGUCACUCAUUGCUCGCCCGCUCACACAGGGGGAGGACGCUACCCGUGUGCGUGUGUUAAAUUAUAAGUGUUUUAAGUGAUUGACUCUACAUAGUUCACACGCUUAAUUCUCAUCACGCUGAAGGUGAUGAGAGAAUUAAUAUACAUCCCCUGGGUAGUGGUGGUCACCUUGGUAGCAGGAAGUCCGCUGGAGGUGAGUAAAAAUGGCCAAUCCGGGGCGGUGGAUAUUGACGCCACUAUCCAGCAAAGUUUCACGCCCAGAAUGGAAAAAAGUAUGCGCUUUAACCAGCUGGUGGUCGCCAAAUUACAGCAUAGUCUCAAAACCCUCGCCAGGGAUAAAAGACUAACUCAGCCUGCAGAUAUAGAGACGGCUGAAGACCGAGUGUUUGCACAACUGCUGGAGAAGAUCGGCGCCCUCAAUAAGGCCCUUGAGUCCCUCGAGGAGUCAGUCAGCAUCCUCAGCACCCGCUUGUUGGAUGCUGCAGGUAUAGAAUCAACGUCCGCGAAAACAACAACAGCUAAACGAUUAACAACAGUUGAAGCACUAACACCUGAACGAUUAACAACAGUUGAAGCACCAACAACUGAACGAUUAACAACAGUUGAAGCAUCAACAACUGAACGAUUAACAACAGAUGAAGCAUCAACAACUGAACGAUUAACAACAGUUGAAGCAUCAACAGCUGAACGAUUAACAACAGUUGAAGCAUCAACAACUGAACGAUUAACAACAGUUGAAGCACUAACAGCUGAACGAUUAACAACAGUUGAAGCACCAACAACUGAACAAUUAACAACAGUUGAAGCACCAACAACUGAACAAUUAACAACAGUUGAAGCACCAUCGUCACCACAGCCGUGUAACCUGACGACACAUUUCAAGUGUGAUAAUGGAAGCUGCUUCUCACAAGAUCUGCGCUGCAAUGGAAUCUCCGACUGUCAGGAUGGCAGCGAUGAGCCUGUUGAUUGUGCUAAAGAACAGGUUACGUGUGACAGCGCUUUUGAUUUUGCAUGUUUAUCAGGUGAUGAAUGCAUACCUCUUGCAUGGCAGUGUGACAGUGAUGAUGACUGUACGGACGGCAGUGAUGAAACGACAUGCCUCGGGCGCACGUGUCAAGCAAAUCAGUUUGCCUGUUUAACAGGAGGUAGGUGCUUACCCCAGACUUGGAAUUGUGAUGGUGAUAAUGACUGUGAUGACGCCAGUGAUGAAAAGGGAUGCGAGGAAGUUGCUUGUAUGGAAAGUCAGUUUACUUGCAAAACAGUUAAUAAAUGUAUAAGUUCCAAUUGGCUGUGUGAUGGGGAUGAUGAUUGCCCGGACUCCAGUGAUGAAGAAAAUUGUGGAAAGGUUGAGUGUGGUGAGAAUGAGUUCAAGUGUUUGUCAAAUAGUGCCUGCAUAGAUUCCAGCUGGCAUUGUGAUGGAGAUGAUGAUUGUACAGAUGCCAGUGAUGAAUAUGGCUGCUUUGAGGCCGUGUGUGGUGAUGCAUACUUCAAGUGUGCGUCAGGUGACAAGUGUGUAUAUACCCAUUGGAGCUGUGAUGGUGAUGAUGACUGUGGGGACGGUAGUGAUGAACUUGGCUGCAACUCAACAGAGAUAAAAUGUGAUGCCACAGAAUUCCAGUGUUUGAUCCUUGAAGAGUGUUUCCCUCAGUCCAAAGUGUGUGAUGGUGUUAGUGACUGCACAGAUAACACCGAUGAGGCACAGUGCCCCUCCCACCCUGAGACAGAGCCACCCACUGAUUCACUUACAGAGUCUCCCACUGAGCCACCCACUGAAAUAACCACUGAUUUACCUGAUGCACCUCUUACAGAAUCUCCCACACACACUCCAGUGGGUUACUUCACAGAGCCGCCUCCCUCAGUGCUACUUGUUGGCGAGGCGUAUCCUCAGGUUGUUUGUAAAGAAGACGAGUUUAAGUGUUCGUCAUACAACAGAUGUAUACGUUUACUAUGGAAAUGUGACGGGGAAGACGACUGUUAUGAUGGCAGUGAUGAAGCCGACUGUCAGGGAUGCAGGGGUAAUGAGAUGCGUUGCGACAAUGGCCGUUGUGUUCCGGAAGCUUGGCAGUGUGAUGGUGAGGAUGACUGUUAUGAUGGCACCGAUGAACGCAACUGUACAGAGGUUUGCCCAGAUAACACGUUUAGAUGUACAGAUGGUGCCUGUAUACCCAACACCUGGAGAUGUGAUGGCGGUGCAGAUUGUCACGAUGGAGUUGAUGAAGCUAACUGUAUGGGAACCUGCAAUAGUGACCAGUUUGCCUGUUCCUCUGGCAUCUGUGUACCGAAGACGUUUGUUUGUGAUGGUGACAAAGACUGCAGUGAUGGUGGUGAUGAACACUUAUGUCCUCCAAUCACUUGUAACGAAAAGGAGUUCAACUGCACCUCUCAUGGCAUCUGUAUCCCACUUUCGUUUGUGUGUGAUGAUGAUAAGGACUGUCCUGAUGGUGCUGAUGAGAACAACUGUCUUAAGGUUGUGUGCACUGAAGCACAGUUUAAAUGUUUGCUUGAUGGCUCCUGCAUCCCUCUGGCCUUCAAGUGUGAUGGAGACCCAGACUGCAGAGAUGGCAGUGAUGAAGAACAGUGCCCCAACCAGCCAGAUACAACACCUACUACAGUUCUGCCUGACACCGUGCCGACCACAAUCCUGCCUGACACCGUGCCUACUACAAUCCUGCCUGACACCGUGCCUACUACAAUCCUGCCUGACACCGUGCCUACUACAAUCCUGCCUGACACCGUGCCUACUACAAUCCUGCCUGACACAAUACCUUCUGCAAUCUCCAUGACAGUUGACGAAGGUUCCAAGAAAGGAAUCUGUUCGGUGGAGGAAUUCAAUUGUACUGCAGGGGAGCGAUGUGUACCGUUGUCAUGGCAGUGUGAUGGUAGUCAGGACUGUCUGGACAAAAGUGAUGAGCUGGGCUGUCCUCAGGUGGAUGGAUGCAGCUUACAGCGUGGUCAGUUUCCAUGCCAGAAUAGCACAGUGUGUCUCACCUCUGAUCUAGUGUGUGAUGGCCUCCCACACUGUGAGGGUGGUAGUGAUGAAGGUAUUGGCUGUGGUGACUCCUGCUCGGUGAUAAAUUGUAGCCACAGCUGCUUCAUGACACCUGAUGGACCCCAAUGUACCUGUCCUCCUAACCUCACUCUCAACCUCCGCGGUGAUACAUGUCUGGAUGGCCAUUCAUCAGGUUACAUGUUAGUGGGCCUUAAAAAUAAGUUGGAGGCUCACGCACUUGAUGGCUCCAAUGGCUUCACUGUCUAUGAGGGCAAGACCAAUACUUCUGGGAUCAUAGGAGUGGCAUAUGACCCAGUAGAAGAUUUGGUGUACUGGAGUAUGAAGGAGCUUGGUGGUGUGUACCGAAGGGAUCUCCAUGCUGUCAAAGUACCUGAAUUGAUUAUAGACACAGAUGGGGCUAUAGUAGAGGGGCUGGCACUGGACUGGAUGGGUAGGAACCUGUACAUGACAAUCAGCGAACAAAACCGAAUUGAUGUGUGUUCUCUGGACGGUGUUUCCUGUGCAACACUCAUCACCAACAUCACAUCCUGUAGAGCCAUCCAACUAGAUCUUCACAACAGGAAAGUUUUUUGGACCAAUUGGAGAGAGGGCAAAGUGGAGUCAGCAAAUAUGGAUGGAUCUGGAAGGUUGAAGAUAGUGUCAGAACUGGGAUGGCCUAAUGCUUUGGCUCUAGACCAAAGGAAGAAGAGGAUCUAUUGGAUGGAUGCCUUAACAAACUCUUUAGAACGCAUUAAUUAUGAUGGAACCAAUCGGACACUUAUGAGUAGUGGCAACAUUUCUCAUCCAUUUUCACUGGACCUGUUUGGGAAGCAUCUCUUCUGGACUGACUGGUUAACCCAAAAGGUAUGGACGUGCAGAAAAGGAACCUGCAGGAACAUGACUCCCUUAAUUAAAGAACUUCCGGGCCAACCAUUUGGGAUCAAAGUCAUCCACCCAGACCUUUUCCCUGAGGAGGUGUCUGCCGGACGAACCCCAAGGCUGCUUGUCCCUGGCCCGUCUGAGGUGAAGAAUCCAUGCAAGAGUCACAAGUGUAGCCAUUUAUGUUUGCUAUCAACAUCAUCCCCUCAUGGCUACACCUGUGCCUGCCCCUCACACCUGAUCCUUAAGGACAACCGUCACAAGUGUGUGUCUGUUUCACACACCUGACCUUCCUACGUUUAAGCUUAGCUACUUCAUCUACUGCUUACUGUUUGUGUGUAACAGUAUGGCAUAGGUGACCCUCCUCUCACCUCUGACACUGUCUUAGUCCAUAGUUGUGGGCAGUGGAUAAUAGGUGUGCAUGAAGCUACCUGCCUAUGUUCAACAAGGAUAGUGCAGGAUGGUCUUUAUUAUUCACAUGUUGUUUCAUUACUUCAGUUGUAGCGUCUACCUCUGUUAAACUCUUCAUGAGAUGAUUCAUUGUGUAUACAGUACUGUAUUAUCUUCCAUUACUGCCAUGUUUCACUGUUUCCAGAGUUUGCUUUGGGAACAGUUAUUUUUUUGUUACCACUGAGGGUUACUAGAUGUUGUUCUUGGUAUUUUAUGUCAUUCACAGUAUAAUGUCCGAGCCAGCUUCUGUUUUUAGCAUCAUGAUAGGUUUCUGAUUUUGGAGAAAUUUAUUAGAUGUCAUGACUAGCCAUUGGUAGAAGUAUACAGUACUGUAAAUUUUAUAGUAUUGUAGUAGUAUGUGAAAGAAAGAAGUGCAAGGUCAUUGAUAUACUCAGUAUAAAUUAAUUACCAAUUUUGUCUUUCUUAUGGAUUAAAAUUAAUGUAUUUUUAUGAUUUUGGAAACAAUGUUUUGUAUUAUUAUUGAUAUUGGUAUUGUGAACCGUGCAUGAAGACAUCGUGAAGGGUAUCAGUUGAUGAUUAAGUGGAAAAUAUUUGUUAUUAUCCUAACUUGACCUGAUAAUGUUGUAUGAUGUAUUUACAGUACAUAAUGUGUCUACAGAUAUUAAGGGAACAAUAAAAAUAGUUUAUAAAAUUUAAUGAAAACUCCUUGUAUCAUAUUAUUUACUAAAACAUGUAACAUCUCCCCAGCACAAUUAAGAGGUCCCCAUGGUAGUCUAGAUGUCUGUCAUUUUUGUGUAGGGUCACAUUGAUCAGGUUUCUACCACACCACUUGAUCAAUACUGUUGUGGGGGCCAGCUCAGUCUGCCAUGUGAUCAAAUACAGGCUAGUUGAGCAGUGUCCUGAUUCACUAACCACUGCUCAAUCAAGGAAUCAAGAUGUUAUUUAGUUAUUAUAGCAUAUUUUGUGUGAUAGGUAAGUUUAAUGACAUAAAUUAAUGUUUGACUUUCCAGAGAAGUGUGCACAACUGUUCAGUAUAAAAUUUCUUGUCAUGCUUCUCAAGACACUUUGUUUGUCCAAUGCUUUCAUGUAGUUGAUAGUUAAAAUAUAGUUAAAGUAGGGCAUUAUGUUACCAUGUAUUGUAUCAAGUGAUAAUAUGAAUUACAGUA